AUGGCUAAUAAGCUGGCUUCUUCCAUGGGAAACCUGCGAGCGAUGGUGCUGCUGCUGCUGGUGACCGUCGCCGUGUGGGCAGCGAGCACCGAUGCGGCACGGCGUGAGCAUGUGGCGUGGAGGCCUGGCAUGAUCGGUGCCGAGGAUUGUGAUAAUAGGCAUGGUAAGGGUGGUGGUGGCGGUGCUGGAGCUGGGAUGGGAGCCGGAGUUGGAGGAGGUGCUGGUGGUGGAAUAGGAGGUGGUGUUGGAGGCGGCGUUGGAGGUGGUGCUGGUGGUGGACUGGGAGGUGGUGUGGGUGAGGCGGUGCUGGCGGUGGGUUUGGUGCUGGAGGUGGCUCGGGAGGCGAUCUCAGUGAUGGAGCUGGAGCUGGCGGUGGGAUGGGUGGGGGUGGUGGCUUUGGAGGAGGAGGCGGUAUUGGUGGGGGCGCAGGUGGAGGAAUGGGUUUCGGUGGUGGGAAGGGCGGCGGCGGCUUCGGAGGUGGUGCGGGAGCUGGUGGCGGGUUUGGUGUCGGAGCUGGAGCUGGAGCUGGCGGAGGCAUGGGUGGCGGCUUCGGAGCCGGAGGUGGCACGGGUGGCGGAUUUGGUGGAGGAGGAGGCAUGGGCGGCGGCGCCGGAGGCGGGCACGGAGCAGGUGCCGGCGGCGGCGCCGGAGGCGGGCACGGAGCAGGUGCCGGCGGUGGUGCUGGAGGCGGGUUGGGCGCAGGUGUCGGCGGAGGCAUGGGCGGCGGCGGGGCAAUCGGCCACGGAGCAAGCACCGGCACCGGCGGUGGAAGCGGUGGCGGGAACCACCACGGCGGGAGCAGCAUUGGCAAUGGCAGAUCGACAAGAGCGUUUCUUCUCGACUGAGGGUGCCGUCUGCAUCUUCCUUGUGCAUCCGGUUUUGGAGGUCUCCUAA
Messenger RNA from Panicum virgatum (switchgrass), 894 nucleotides. RefSeq names its product AT-rich interactive domain-containing protein 1B-like. The transcript has 3 exons. Bases 1 to 894 code for a protein of 297 amino acids. Lineage: Eukaryota; Viridiplantae; Streptophyta; Magnoliopsida; Poales; Poaceae. The record is from RefSeq and is a predicted model, not a curated record.